Messenger RNA from Salvelinus namaycush (lake trout), 3595 nucleotides. RefSeq names its product proteoglycan 4-like. Bases 1736 to 2383 code for a protein of 215 amino acids. The record is from RefSeq and is a predicted model, not a curated record. The transcript has 5 exons. Lineage: Eukaryota; Metazoa; Chordata; Actinopteri; Salmoniformes; Salmonidae.
CUGUUUUAUGUUUCAUGUUUUGUGUGGACCCCAGGAAGAGUAGCUGCAGCUUUUGUAACAGCUAAUGGGGAUCCUAAUAAAAUACCAAGUGGUAGUGAGAGUAAGUGCUCUGUUUCGGUGUGCCUCAUUGUUAUUGUAGCGAGAUCAAAUCACUGGAAGAUCUCAGGGGUAUACUACAAAGCAGGAUCAAUGAGUUAGCCAGCUAACUUUGAUAAACAACCAGAAAUAACUAUUGAUUUUCUGGUUCAUUAAGAAGGCUAAACUGAGAUUUGUGUUUUUGGUUGUUGACUCAUUUAGACCAUGCCCAUUUCAAGCUUAAAUAAGAAGUUAUUUCAGAAUAUUAAGGCAAGUUAGCUUGCUAACUCAUUGAGCCUGCGCUGUAGUAUACCCCUCGUGUUGUACACAGACCUACUCAGAGAGAUGAACGCCACAAUAAAGGUGUGCUGAAUGACAUACAUUCAAAUCACUGUACACUGUUCAGUUGCUACAUUAUCACUUGGGUCCAGAGAUCUUCCUGACCACAUGAUCUGACAAGGCAAAACCUUUAAGAGCCCUAGUACUAGCCAGAGAUUACCUAUUAUAUUGGCACUAUCAUAGAGUUCUUCCUGGUUAUAGAGUAAUUGGAUUAGUUUAGUCAUGAUUGACCAUGUUCCACUAACUUACUGUAAGGAACACUACAGUCAGAAUGUAGUUAAAAUAUCACAUUAAAACAAUCGGUUAUUUUUGUUUUGUAAUACAGUACUAUUAUAUCAGUUCGAAGUUUGGGCCCUGAGAGUGAAAGCUUGAUCAUACACUGUGGUACGACCACAUUGUGAAUCACGAGAACAAUUCAAACUUUUAACCAAUUGAGGUUGGCAUGAUAAAAACCAAUCAGUGUGUCGUUGUUGGAGUCCACACAGAGUUGCGGGAACAACCAUGCAGGUCUGGUUAUUAAUAUAAAGAACAUAGUGUUUUUUGGGGACCCUUGAAAAGCAAGGUCGUCACCUCACUGUGAUGUCAUCGGUGUCUAUGCCCACAGAUGCUCUUCCAGUUUUUUAUUCCACACCUCAACACACCUGGCCAGUUUAGUUCUACUUCCUGUGAGUGCGUAGGAGGUCUCUGCAUCAUUUGUGGUUUUAAUUGUGGCUGUAUUUGAACUAAUAAAAAUGUCCUGCGGUAGCUGUCACUCCAAAACCAGCCCUAUUCACACUUUAUAAAGCCCAUAGGAAGUUAGAGAGAGCAAGGUGAGUCGACUGCAGUUGACUUCUGUGAAGGUGAUUGGCGUUCUUCUAUCUUUUUCUCUAUUUCAGGGACCUACCAAGCAUAACAUGUGAAGAGAACAUUGAUAAUUAGUUAUGGUUUGAUUAUUUGAAUGUAACUUUGUAGAACUCCUUUAUGGAUAAAACCAAAGAGAAAGAUGCUUUUUCCAGUUCAUCCUACUGAGUUGGACAAAAGGUAUUUCAUAGUCUUGUUUCUCUAUUCUAUUUGAGACAAACUCAUGAUGACUGCAUCAUCGUGUUGGCUGCCUUCGUGGUGGAGACCUGUGCUGCUCUUCUGCCAUUCUCCGCUGCUCAAGACAGCUGCAGUGCUAGAUGUGGUGAGCCAUUUGCUCGUGGCCAGCCCUGCCAGUGUGACACCAGCUGCCUCCCUCAUGACGAGUGCUGCAAGGACUUUGAGACUCUCUGCACUUCCGAUGCCAACAGUAACACAGACCUCUGCAGUGACCUGCCCAUCAACGGACUGACCACUCUGGCUAAUGGAACCAUUCUCAUCUUCAAGGGCGUGUGUAGAGCAUUGUAACAUCACAGAGGAGUUGGGCAUUCCAUCCCCUAUCGACAGUGCCUUCACCCGCACCAACUGCCAGGGCAAGAGCUACAUCAUGAAGGGUGAUGGCGACUGGAGGAUGGACAAUGGCAAGAUGGAGCCUGGUUACCCCAAAUCUGUUGCCUCUAGUUUUGAUGGUCUGACUGGCACCAUCACUGCAGCCCUGUCUGUGCCUGCUACCUGGAGAAGGCCUGAGUCUGUCUACUUCUUCAAGAAAGGAGGCACCAUGCAGAAAUACUCCUACCCUGCUAGAAGUAGUUCAGUCUGUGGCAAGAAAUCCAAGUCCAGUACCAAGAAACACCACGUUCGCCAAGCAGAGGUGCAUCUGGGAGGAGAGAUUAACAUCAAGCGGUCUCUGAAAGGCUUCCCCUCCUCAGUGACCUCAGCUGUGUCUGUCCCCAGCGCCAAGAAGGCUGACAGAUACAAAUACUUCCUCUUUGCUGGACCUAAGUCUCGGUCAAUGUAUUGUACAUCUGAUAUCUUGGUUAUAUCAUGGAAAUGGGGUUACUGCAGUUCAAAAGACAUCUACGUAAUGUACUGUAUACAUACACACUUAAGAAACGUAUCAUUCUUACGCUGAUGCUGCGUUUGACAUACGGUGUUCAAAACAUUAAGAACACCUGCUCUUUCCAUGACAGACUGACCAGGUGAUCCCUUGAGGUCACUUGUUAAACACACUUCAGUGUUUAUGAAGGGGAGGAGACAGGUUAGAGAAAAAUGUGUAAGCCUUGAGACAUUGUUAGUAUGUCCUAUUCAGACAUUGAAUGGGCAAGAUAAGAGAUUUAAGUGCCUUUGAACCACAGGUGGCCGUUGGCACAUUAGUUGGAGAGGAUAGGCUCACAGUAAUGGCUGGAAUGGAAUUAAUGGAAUCAAACAUGUUUUGACUUGGAGAAACAGAAUAUGCCAUGUGUAAAUGACCGGUCACUUAGGAUAAAAACAAAUACUAAAAAGUCAAAAUGCUAAUCUAAAAGCAAAUGGCAGCCCUGCCCUGGUAUUCUGUUGGAAAGGUAGUUAUUUAUAAUCUAUAUAGUAACAUUUUAGCACUACUUCAACAUCAAGAUAUCUGGUGACCUGCCUGCUCUGGCAAAACCAGACAACCCUGAUCCCCGCCAGAACUCCAUCAACUGGCUCAAGUGUGUCUAGAGCAACCCUAUGGAUGGACCACCGACAACGACAAACAUUUUAUUUUUCUCAAAGUUUAUUAGCAAAAACAAAAGCAAUGGAACAAUUACUCUUCUUGAAACAAAUACAAAACAACUAAAAUGUAUGGUAUCCACUGACACAAAGUUAGGGAAGAAGUCCAUCACAAAUUAGUUGAAUUUUUUAAGUAGACCAAGACACUGAUUGAUAGUUGGGACGAAGGGAGGGGGGUGGAGCAGUGCACAAUGGCAUCAUUAGCGGGGUAGGUUUCCUCUACCGAAGGGGCCUCUUCCUGCUCGAAGGAACCCCAUACCUUGAAUGGAGGAGGCGAAAAGAGACAAGUUCCAUCUUACCCAUCAUCCAAAAUGGCCACCCUAUGAAGCUUGUAACUGUUGUGCUGCUUUAGAUUGGGUCACUAUAGCUUCUUUGAAGAUUGUUUUGAUGUGCAUUGAAAUAAUUACCUCUAAACUGUCAGUGCUAAGCUCAAACAUAAGAUAAUACCAUACCUGGGGGGGCUUAAAUAGCUCUCGCAUGACAGCAACCCUGCUCCAACAAUACUUGCAGCACAUGUACUCCAACAUGCCAAACAAAAGUCUACAAUGUGUGCUUUAUGUCACCUACUUUCACUUGCUUAUCAAACUAAUAAAAACAA